AUGGGUUUCAAUCAUGGCACGAGAGCCAGCGACUCUAACUUAGAGUCUACUCCACGUUCAAAUACUGGCAGCCUUACUGGUCCCUCGAAUGGAAAAUCGGCUCUCACAAACCCAGCUGGCCAUGUCGAGCUAUCCGGUUCCGGAGAUGGCCAUGCUACCGAGGACAAGCUCCCGACCUUGCUAGAACUUCUUGGUGAUUCCAGUCACAGCCGCAACCGCAGUCAUGGACCAUGCUCGCCGAGGUUCUGCCUUACGAAUUACCUUGGGAAUCUUGUGUCAGAGUUGGAAACUCCAAACUCCUGGGAAGACUUUUCAGCCAUGAUGACAGGGCAGAAAGAGACUUUGGAGGCUCAUGUCAAGUGCGGCUUUGACAUCAAUCAUAUUGAGAAUCCAGCACAACAACAUCCCCUGGAUCAUGCAUCACGACUUGGGCUGUCUGAAGUGGUCCGCGCACUGCUGCAUGCUAUGACAAAGGCCUCCUCGCCAUCAUGGGAGGAACAUGAGGCUUUGAAAAUUGCCAGCCAGCUGGGGCACGACGGUAUUGCUCGGGCUUUUGUCGAAUACGGGAUUUCUAAAGGCGCAACGGCAGAGGCGUGGAAUGAUUGUCUGCGUGUCGCAGUUCAAAAUCGGCACAUCGAAGUAGUCAAAUUGCUUAUUGAAGCUAAGAAGGGGCUGCUCGAAAAGGAACGGCAAUCAAUGCUAAUGGAGAAAGCCUGCGAGUUGAGCGAAACAAAUCCCCAGGAUCAAAACGGACUGGCAGAUUUGAUGAGCCUAUUUAGCAAGAACUCGAAAAUAAAAAGUCUGCCAUGGACAACCGCAGCCGCCAAUGGUACUAAAGCCAUCUUAUGCUUACUCUCAGAUACUGGUUCCGCCGAGUCGCCAAAUUUCUAG
Molecule: messenger RNA, 891 nt
Organism: Pochonia chlamydosporia 170
Lineage: Eukaryota; Fungi; Ascomycota; Sordariomycetes; Hypocreales; Clavicipitaceae
Product: ankyrin repeats (3 copies) domain-containing protein
Exons: 2
Coding region: 1-891 (296 amino acids)
Source: RefSeq, a predicted model, not a curated record